CGACGUGCACUGUUUAUGUUUUGAUUUCGGUACUCGCAAGUAGCUGUCACCGCGUUCCCGCAGUUUUAAGUGAAAAUUCCAUGAAGUUGCCCGCGAAAUGACCAUCUUCAGGCUGGAAAGGUACCCCUACGUGUGCCGGAUGUGUCUAAAGCCGGAACAGCACCGCAAGAUGACGUCGCUGGACACCGAGGAUGAAAGCUUCGAGGGAUGUGCCACCUUCGAGGAGUUUCUGGCAACGAUGUCGUUCCAGGUUGAAGAGGAAAAGCGCCAUUUGUUUCCGCGGUCAAUUUGCCCCCAGUGCAAAGACCUACUCCAAAUGUUUGGCCGCUUUCGCACCAAAGUGCGCCACGUGCACCUGUUUAUGAACGCUCUGGUCGAGCUGCGGAACCUCAACACGGUACCGAUGCAGGAACUUUUCCACACGAAACUGGAAUCGGUUCGGACGAUGCUCGCGGAGCUGGAUUUGUGCCACAAGGAUGACUGCCAGGCGAAGGAUUUGAUUGAUGAAUUCCCACUGUUUCAAAUUGCUAAACUUCCGGCCACGAUGGAACAGAACGGUGUUGACGAGGUUGACGAGGUUGCCGAGGUUAAAGAAAAAGAAGUCGAUCUGCAAUGCUGCGAAGAAAUAAAAGAAUUCGAAGAACCUGAAGAGGAAACUUUUUUUGCUGAGGAAUGUCCGCCCGAAGAGUUGGCCGGGCUGGUCAAUGAAAUUGUUUGUCAAGUUGAGUUGUCCGAGGAGGGUGUUCCGGAGCAGGAAUCUACAGUUGAUGACGAGUUUCGAUGGGAGUGCCUAGACGAUAGCGAUGAAGAAGUAAAGAUCCCAACCAAGAAAAAAGCUGCGUCAGCAGCGGCAAAAAAGAAGCGAGCAAAAUAUGAUUUCCUCAACGACAGCGAACCAGAAGAGGAGCUAACGCUCGACAAGCUGGGAGAUUUGAGUGAGGCGCUGGCAAACAGAAAGUACGGCACCAAGAAGGUGAAAGAGCCGCUGCAGUGCCCCAAGUGCCCGUUCAAAACCAUGUACCGGUCAAAUUUUCAUUCGCAUCAGCUGACGCAUCUGAAGCGGGAAAAUAUCAGUUAUGCCUGCAAGGAACCUGGCUGUACGAAAAAGUGCGCGAACCUGCGGCUUUUACAAAUGCACGUGGAAGGGAAACACAGCGGAUUUACUUAUAUCUGCGAGACUUGUGGGUUCCAGUGUUCAACUGGCUCCAGAUUAAAAGAACACAACAAACGUUAUCACAACAAAGAAACCCUGAACUGCGAGUACUGCCAGAAAACAUUCAAACUGAAACUAGACUUGCGGAACCACAUAGUAAAUGUGCAUCUCUCGGAAAGGGUUUUCAAGUGUGAAACGUGUGGGAUGGAAUUUCGGCGAAAAAGUACCCUUACAGUACACGAAGCUACCCACAGCGACGUGUACAACUUUCCGUGCCAGCAGUGCGAUAAAAAGUUUAAGGUGAAAAACUUACUGAAUAAGCACAUCAUCAGGGUUCACCAGGAAGCAACGCUCGAGUGCGAACACUGUUCCAAGAUGUUCUACACUAGAUGGAUGCUGCUGGAUCACAUCGAGAGCAGACACGGGGUCCAGAUGCGCUUUGUUUGCGACGUUUGUGUUGCAACGUUCGAUAGCCAGGAAGAGCUCGCGACCCACAAAGCUCGUCACGAUCAUCCCAAAGACCUCGAGUGCUGUCUUUGCUUGAUUGUAUUUCCCUCGAAAGAAAAUAUGGUGGAUCAUUUGUGCAUCACGUACAGGGAGGAUUACGUUUGCUGCGAGCGAGAUUGGCGGCAGCAUCUGCACUACAACAAACACAUGCUCGUCAAGCAUGGCGUCAAGAUAAACGCCCGCGUUAAGCCGGAGCCGAACGUUUUGCUGGGCCAAAUACGCGCAAAAAGGAAACGGGUCGAGAGUUGCAACAAGUGUAAGGCCAUCUUUCCGUCGAGGACGCUGAAAAAGCAGCACCAGGAAACGUGUCUUGCUGGUGACAUUCAGGUUUGAGUUUGAAUGACGACUUGAUUUAUGAGUUCUGUUACGAAAUAAAAAAAAAACAAUGAAU
Molecule: messenger RNA, 2051 nt
Organism: Culex pipiens pallens (northern house mosquito)
Lineage: Eukaryota; Metazoa; Arthropoda; Insecta; Diptera; Culicidae
Product: zinc finger protein 90-like
Exons: 5
Coding region: 98-1993 (631 amino acids)
Cellular component (GO): nucleus
Molecular function (GO): zinc ion binding
Source: RefSeq, a predicted model, not a curated record